Mytilus trossulus (common blue mussel) is the source of this 3389-nucleotide messenger RNA. RefSeq names its product twinfilin-1-like. The coding region runs from base 100 to 1125 and encodes 341 amino acids. Gene Ontology annotation, biological process: actin filament depolymerization; positive regulation of neuron projection development; barbed-end actin filament capping. The transcript has 10 exons. Gene Ontology annotation, molecular function: actin filament binding; actin monomer binding. Lineage: Eukaryota; Metazoa; Mollusca; Bivalvia; Mytilida; Mytilidae. The record is from RefSeq and is a predicted model, not a curated record. Gene Ontology annotation, cellular component: myofibril; actin filament; cytoplasm.
GCUCUAGGUCGUUCAAUAUAAUACAGUUGCCGGUCUAGAGUGUACCGAAAGACCGAUUAGCUUCCGCUUUGAAGAAAAUAUUAGUAAUAUUUGACAGAAAUGUCCCAUCAAACAGGAAUCACAGCUGGAAAGGAAUUAUUGGAAUAUUUUGCAACAUGCAAAGAGGGACAUGUACGAUUGAUAAAAAUUGGCAUAGUGAAUGAGGAACUGGUGUUACAAGACAGUAAAGAUGUGGAUGGGACAUGGGAAGAUGAUUAUGACAAAUUUGUAUUACCAGCACUUGAAGAAAAACAGCCCUGUUACAUCCUAUUUAGACUAGACAGUAAAAACAACUUGGGAUAUCAGUUUAUAUUUAUCUGUUGGUCUCCAGACUUCUCACCUAUUAAAGAGAAGAUGUUAUAUGCAGGAACCAAAUCCACACUAAAACAAGAAUUUGGCGGAGGUUUAAUACAUGAUGAAAUGUUUGGUACAGAAAAGGCAGAUGUCUCAUUAAAUGGCUACAAGAAACAUGUAGUAGCACAGCAUGCCCCUGCUCCAUUAACUGAAGCAGAAGAAGAAAAACAACAUAUAAAAAGAACUGAGAUCAAUACAGCUAGUGUAGAUACCAAACUGCAAACCAUAUCAGGAGUAGCCUUUCCUAUAUCACAACAAGCUUUGAAUAAACUUGAGGCAUUAGGACAGGGACAAUUUAAUUACCUUCAGUUGAGUUUAGAUCUCAGUAAAGAAAUAAUAAAUUUUGAAGAAGCAGAAAAUGUUAAUGUAGGUGAUUUGCAAGCACAUGUACCCACAGACCAUGGUAGAUACCAUCUCUAUAACUUUAAACAUACACACGAAGGAGAUUACAUGGAAAAUAUAGUAUUUAUAUAUUCAAUGCCUGGCUAUAAGUGUUCUAUAAAAGAAAGAAUGUUAUAUUCUAGUUGUAAGGCACCAUUUAUUGACAAUGUACAACAAUUAGGUUUAGAAGUAGUUAAAAAUAUUGAAAUAGAUGAUCCAAAAGAAUUAACAGAAGCCUACAUAUAUGAUGAAGUUCAUCCAAAGAAGAAUGUUGCCAGACAAGCCUUUGCCAAACCAAAAGGCCCUGCUGGUCGGGGACCAAGAAGAAUGCAACCCAAACAAGAAUCAUAGUACCAUCAAUUGUUAAGAACCUAACCAACAGUACAUCUCAGAGAUUAUGUUAACAUUAUAGUGAAUCAUUUUGUUAUUGUCAUUUUUCACUGCAAAGAUUGUUAUCAUUAUUUAUUGUUAUCCCCCCUUAUUAUCACUGGAAUGUAAAUGGAUAAAUUUAAGGAUAGGAAAUUCCUCUUAGUAAUAUCUUUAAAUGAAAUUUGUAAAGGGGUUGGUUGUUUGCAGAAUGUGUUACCUUGUAAGGAUAAGGUGGUUAAUUUGAACAGAAUGAACUAAUUACUAUGAUAGAAUAAAUUUCACUUACUCAGUUGGAGGCCAUUUUGACUUUUUGAAUGGCAUUAAUAUUACGAUUAUACACAAGAGUUUCUUCUGUUCAUUUAGACAGAACUUUUGAGAUAAUACAAUCUGUUCUUUGAAAUUCUUUUCUUCAAAAUUGUAAUUUAUAUCAGUAUUAUCAUUAUAAAAUGUACUAGUUUUAAAAAAGUUUAUAUACUGCAUGGGUCUAGGCGUAGUAUACUGGAAACUGUCUAAUGGGAUUAAGUGUAUACAUAGAUAGAUGGACAUUGCGAAAUAGGCAAUGUAAUAACAAACAAAAAAUCGUAUUUUUGAUUAAUCAGUUGAAAGAUCUAGAGAAUUCAGGCUAUAGAAUGUAUAUAUACUGUCAGAAAACUAUAAGAAGGACCUUUUAUUUUGUAAAACAAUGUUUAUUUACAUUAACCAUAUUCAGAUUUUUAUCAUCUAGAAUAAAAAGAUAUGUUUGAAACAACAAAUUAAUAAUAUGCAAUGCUCAAAAACAUGAAUAUCUAAGAUAAGGAACACUUUCAAAGAAAACUGUGAUAUUUUUUAUAUACAAUGCAGUGUUCUUUUAUAUUUUUGUAAUGCAUAUAUUUGUCACUUAUGCAUGUUAUUAUAAGAUCAAAGUAAAAGAAAAUUUGUUUGUUUUUUAAUUUUUGUAAAAUUUUGACAAUUGUUUUAUAAAGUAUUCUUUACUUGUUAUCAUUUAAAAUGAGAAAAGAGAAACAUGAUAAAAAGUGAAUCAACAAUUUGAUGAAAAGAAUACAUGACUCGUUGUCCUCUUCAUGUAUCCAUUUGUUAAAUAUUUUCAAAAUGGCAAAAAUUUUAAAAAAUAAUGUUUCAAUCAGUCAUAGUUUAAAAUUAGAAUAAUUCAGUUGAUUGUAGGAAGAGUUUUUAAUAGAGAACAUGGUGUGCUCGAUCAUUAUAAGAGGCAAAACUGAAAAUCAUGCAACAUAUAGGGAAAUAAAAGUUGAAAUCCAUUGAAAUUUCAGAUCUUUGGCUAUUUAUCUUAUCUUAUCUAGAAUUAUGAUAUAUUGUAUAGAAACUAUAAAGAUAUAUUCUUAAAGAUUUCUUGACCUUGUACUAAUCAAGUUAUUGUGGGAUAGAAGUAAGAUGCAUCAAAUGGCUGUUUUUAUUUAACCUGUGUUAUUCUGGAAACUGUUGUAUGAUUUACUGUUCUGUCUCUAUUAUUGUUAGUUUUGUCUUUUUAAUGAGGAUUGUUUUGUAUUAUGGUUUUGUUGAGAUGUUUAAGUUUUAAUGCCUGUUACAAUGUUAUGAACCUUUUCACCAUUCCUGUGAAUAGCAAUUGUUGAUAUUGAAUUGAAGAGCUCAGGAUAUACCUCAAAAUUGAAUGUUUGCUUUUGAUGACCAAGUGUUUAUCAUUUUUUGGAUGAAAACAACUAAGAGCAUUUCAUUUUUGCUUAGGUGACAUUGAUGAAAUGAAAGGUACAGCAUGUAUGAUUUAUGUUUUUCUCAAGACAAGCCAAAAUUGAUUAUUUGCUUUUGCUGACCAAGCAUAUAUCACCAUAACAUUCGAAACAGCUAAUAUUAUUUUAUUCAAGGCCUAAUGUUACUUUUAUAAGAGACUUUCUGAUUUGAAUUUUCCUUGGAUUUUUUUUUCUUUUUGUUUACUCUUGCAAUGUUUUUAUAAAUAAUUAAGCUCACUUAUUAUCUGAUUGAACAUAUUUAUCAAUCUUAUUUGUAUACAAAUUACUUUUUCUUGUUUAAAAAAAAGAAAACUGUUACAUUAUUGUCAGUGUAAUGUAGCCUUGUGCUAUACAUGCUUGGAUUGAUUUUUUUCCUUGGGUCAUGGAAAAGUAUUAGCCGAAAAAAAUGUUGUUCAUAAUGGAACAAAGUAUAUUAAACAAUAUUUUUUUUUAAUUUUUUGUGUGUUUCUUAACUAAGAUUAAAAGAUUGCAACCCAAUGCUUUGCAAUAUGAUGUAUUUAUGAAUAAAUCUAAUAUAUUGCC